AUGGGUCUUAUAUGGGCUGAAAGCCCAACUUUUAUAAUAAUCUUGAGUCGGCCACAAACCAAAGAAUAAUUUCUGUCUCUGUUUUCUAUUUGCGACGGUUCUUUUCUUCCUCUCGUCUCGUCUCGUCUCGCGCUCUGAAAUUUCGCAGAUUCCGUCAUGUCUUCCGGCGGAAAUCCAACUGGCUCCGCCGCUGCGGCCGUUGAAAAGAUGUUCUUUUGUUACCAGUGCAAUCAAACAGUCACCGUCUCAAUUUCCUCUGCCGCUGAUCCGUUCUGCCCUCUUUGUAACGGUGGGUUUCUUGAAGAAUUCGAGGAGCCCAACCCUAAUCCAGCCCCCAAUCUCAACUCUGGCGGGUUUUUCCCGAUGGGCGAUCCUUUCUCCUUGCUCCCGCUCCUAUUCGGCUCUUCCGCUCCCCCUUCCUCCAACGUCAUGGACUUCAUAAACCCGAGCUUCUUCGGGCCGUCGACGCAGGCACGCUCCACGCACCAGCACCAGCACCAGCCGCAGGGCGACGCUUUUGAUCCGGUGUCGUUUCUCCAGAACCAUCUCCAGCAUCUGCGAUCCAGCGGCACGCACGUCCAGUUCGUGAUCGAGAGCAAUCCCUCGGAUCUUGGCAACCGAGUGCCAGGGAAUCUCGGGGACUACUUCUUCGGCCCUGGUCUUGAGCAGCUGAUUCAGCAGCUAGCCGAGAAUGACCCCAACCGCUACGGAACUCCUCCGGCGUCGAAAUCUGCAAUCGACGCGCUCCCGACUGUCAAGGUGACCAAGGAUAUGCUCAAGUCGGAGAUGAACCAGUGCGCCGUUUGUAUGGAUGAGUUUGAGGACGGUAGCGACGUCAGGCAGAUGCCUUGCAACCACGUCUUCCACCAGGACUGCUUGCUCCCGUGGCUGCAGCUGCACAACUCGUGCCCGGUUUGUCGACACGAGCUGCCUACGGACGACCCUGAUUACGAGAACAGGGCUCAAGGUCAAGGAGGUCAGGCUAGUGGGGAUGGGCAGGGGUCGGUCGAGGGUCAGCAGACGCCAAGGAGUUUCAGUAUUCAGCUGCCUUGGCCGUUCAGGAGACAGGAUGGCUCUGGUUCAGGGUCUGGAGCUGGAGCACCAGGCGGUGGUGGCAGUGGAGCUAAUCCUGAGACCAGGCAGGAAGAUUUGGAUUGAUAUGGGCCAGUCAUUGCUUGGAAAUUUGACUGGAAGGAGGAGUUGCGUAAGUUCUCACAAGAAAAAAAAAGAAGUUUGAUUAGGGGAAAAAGAAAAGUGACAUUGAGGUCUUACCAUAUUUUGUACAUUUAAACCAAAAAAAGGAGUAAUUUUCAUGUCGUUAUUUUGGGAUUAUAUGACGAAUGUGAGAGUUCAAAGAAAAUCGCAAUAUUUCUUUUGAGUGAUAUUUUUGUUUAUUUUCUCAUAAGCAGCACAGUUCCAUGGACUGGAUCUGUGAAAUCCAGAGACCCCAG
This is a messenger RNA of Thlaspi arvense, 1451 nucleotides long. Lineage: Eukaryota; Viridiplantae; Streptophyta; Magnoliopsida; Brassicales; Brassicaceae. The record is from the annotation of a GenBank genome assembly.